This is a messenger RNA of Nematostella vectensis (starlet sea anemone), 2306 nucleotides long. Its product is annotated as zinc metalloproteinase nas-14. The transcript has 12 exons. Bases 45 to 1805 code for a protein of 586 amino acids. NCBI's taxonomy places the organism in Eukaryota, Metazoa, Cnidaria, Anthozoa, Actiniaria, Edwardsiidae. The record is from RefSeq and is a predicted model, not a curated record. Gene Ontology annotation, biological process: proteolysis. Gene Ontology annotation, molecular function: zinc ion binding; metalloendopeptidase activity. Gene Ontology annotation, cellular component: membrane.
UUCUAACCAUUUGUUAGAGCAACAAACUAGACAACGAACAAGACAUGUUCUUACUCUUCUGCUUGUGUUCAACCGUCUUCCUGUCCGCAGCGCAGAGCGUUCCGCUUCCUGCAACAGGUAAAAGGUUCAAGCGGAAAAUUACAGAGGACUUCAACUCGGGCCAAGAAGUCUUCCCUGAUGUUAGCAUAGCUGAUGAGAUAAUUCGCGCCAAUCAAGCUGACGAUAUCGAUCUGUUUGAAGGGGAUAUUGUCUUAGCGGCAACUCACCACAGCCAACCCGCAAAGCGCAGCGCACCGAGGCACAGGGCAAGCCUUUGGCUGACAAAAAAGAUCCCGUACGAAAUGGACGCAUCACUUACUGAUACCCUGCUGGCCACAAACAUUGCCAUCGCCAUUGGCGAGUUCAAUAACUUGACAUGCGUACAAUGGGAGCCGAGGAGGACCGAAGUCAACUGGGUUCGUUUUGUUCAAACAAACGGGUGCUGGUCAGCGGUCGGUAGGCAGUACUGGCAAAAAGGCGCCCAAGAAGUGUCGUUGUCACGUGGUUGCAGUAAUCCAGGUGCUAUAUUACACGAGAUGAUGCACGCUAUCGGCUUGUGGCACGAACAGUCGAGACCUGAUAGAGACCAGCACGUGGAGGUCAUGUGGGAGAACAUCUUGCCAGGUAAAGAACAGAACUUUGAGAAAUACCGUCACGACAGAGUGGACGCAAUGGGGCUGAGAUAUGACUUCAACAGUCUGUUGCAUUACGGUAACCGUGCCUUUGGCGCUAACGGCAAACAGACGCUGCAGGCGCUGGGCAAUCCGUUGCGACCACUGGGGGGGCAAUCAAGGCCGAGCCAAGGAGACGUGAUCAAGAUUGACACGCUUUACGACUGUAAAGGGCCAAAAGAUGGGUGGAGUUCAUGGACGGCUUUCUCUCCAUGUGAUAGUGCCUGCAAUAAACACCGCCAGCGGUUCUGCACAUCAGAGUCACGUGAUACAUCGUGCCCCGGAGCCGACCGGCACGGCGUGCAGACAGAAGCGUUGGAGUGUGCGCAUCAAGACUGUCACGUACCGCUGGAUGGUCACUGGGGCCGCUGGUCCUCAUGGUCUAGCUGCAGUGUGUCAUGUGACCUUGGCGUCCGCACCAGAACGAGGUCUUGUGAUGACCCGGUACCGUCUGAUGAAGGGUUACCCUGUGUUGGUAAUGCUUCUGAUCACAGAUCUUGCGUGACAAGAUUCUGCGACGCCGAUACCGCUGAUUGUACCUUUGACGAGAACUGGUGUCACUGGUCUAACGACAACACAGGCUCUAGCCCAUUUCCAUGGAAACGCAGUUCAGAAGGCACACCCACAUCCGGUACUGGACCAUCAAAAGACCAUACUUCCGGUCUAGGAAGUUUUGUGUACGCAGAAUCCUCGUCUCCAGUUCGCCACGGCCAGACGACGCGCCUUAUCAGCCAGGCGUUCCAAGCGACCUCAGCAACCUGCCUCAGCUUCUUCUAUCACAUGUACGGCGACGGCAUCGGGGGCCUGGAAGUCUACCUCGUAAACUCAUCCCGCACCAUGGCCAUAGUGUGGACCAGGAGGGGUAACCAUGGGAACCAGUGGCUUCAGGGCUUGGUGGAUAUUAAGAGUAGCGAUACAUAUCAGGUGAUGUUUGAAGCGAUUCGCGGUACAAGUUACUAUGGUGAUAUUGCUCUCGAUGACGUCACAUUCAGGAAUGGUGACUGCAACUGCCCACUCCAGAAACAACAAUUACGCAUGCGCCAACCAUCCCACAUUAAGAAUAUCCCUAAGAAGCCUUGGAACACUAAAAAAUAGAAAAAUUAGACGUUUUUAUAUAAAAAAGUGUAUAUAAGCUAUAAAGACAACAUCAGCAAUGACAACAACAACGAAUAGACAAAAUAGCUGUAAUAGUAACAGCAACAACAGGGGAAAAAAUGCGAUAUCAAUGAUAAGUACACCAGCUUCAGAGCCAAUAAAAAGCUGCUUAAUCGCACUUCAGUUUGCGAUCAGAGUCAAGGUAUCACACACAAAUUUCAACAAAUGUGUGAUUGUAUAAUAAUAUAAUAAUCUCUAAUAAGUUCUAAUAAUCUUUUCUGUAGCUGAUGUUUGUGAUUUUGGAACGUCAUCCGGGACCUAUUGCACUUGGUAUAAUUACCCGACGGAUUCUCGGACGCCGACCAGCGUGUAUCGGUAUAACUGGUGGCUACACUCUGGUCGAAGUCCGUGUUUCGGCACCAGGUAGAAUACCGCCUGGGGCAAACGAUCACAUGUAAUAUCUAGUAUUCCUUAUGUAUAUGAAAGGACACAUAUUUUUAU